Juglans regia (Persian walnut) is the source of this 1818-nucleotide messenger RNA. RefSeq names its product non-functional pseudokinase ZED1-like. Gene Ontology annotation, biological process: cell surface receptor signaling pathway; protein phosphorylation. Gene Ontology annotation, molecular function: protein serine/threonine kinase activity; ATP binding. NCBI's taxonomy places the organism in Eukaryota, Viridiplantae, Streptophyta, Magnoliopsida, Fagales, Juglandaceae. Gene Ontology annotation, cellular component: plasma membrane. The transcript has 3 exons. The record is from RefSeq and is a predicted model, not a curated record. The coding region runs from base 299 to 1315 and encodes 338 amino acids.
CAGGCAGGUGAGGUCCAUUAAGGCAGGCGUAUUGGAUUUGGGUCAACAUAUUAAAAGGGCGAAGUUGAAGAGAAUAUCCAAGUAAUUGCUAUGAAUCUUCCCAGUUUCCAGCUUGGUCAUUAUAAUUUAAAGGUUUGGUUAGUAUUAAAUAUGAUAAUAAAACUCGAAAAUUGCCUAGUACUGCUUCGCCAUUAUCGUUUAAGUUUGUUAUGCUUCAGCUUCACCGGUUCUAGCUACGGCUAUCUCCAUCUCUCUCACGUCUCUGGAUUCGUAGGCCGGGGUUUGGCGGACAAGCAAGAUGAAUGCAUGUUUGAAGCUGAAGAUCAGGAAAGACACAGAGGAGACGCCAUUUAUGAAGAAUGGAAGAAUGUUGUUAGAGGAGCGUAUCACCCUUUUCAACGGGAAAUGCAAUCCUAUACGUUUCUUCUCUGCCAUGGAGCUCAGCAUAGCAACAAAAAACUAUGACAAACGUCAGCUUUUUCUGCGUGCAGGUGGUUUUGAAUAUUACAAGGGUUGCCUGGAAGGCCGCUUAGUUUCAGUUAAAAAAUUUGAUGACGAUCACUGGCCUUUUACUAGAUAUGAGGACAUUUUUAAAGACGUUGUAAUUGGAUCAAAUAUGAGUAUUCACAAAAAUGUUCUAAAGCUCCUAGGAUGCUGCCUAGAAACCCAAUGGCCGACUCUAGUGUAUGAAUAUGUAGGGCACAAGAGUCUCAAAGCGUGCAUUUGUGAUCGAGUCGAGCCUUAUCAACCGAUACCAUGGAAGGGUAGGUUAAGGAUUGCAAUGGGAAUAGCAAAUGCAGUUGCAUAUCUCCAUACUGCAUUAUCCAUGCCCUUUGUACACAGGGAUAUUCAGUCGUCCCACAUUAUGUUGGAUGAGAAUAAUGUUCCCAAGUUGAUUGAUUUCUCGCUCUCUUUACCUAUUCCUGAAGGUCAGUUGCAUGCAACCGAUAGUGUUGUACGCUCGAGAAUUGGUUUUAUUGCACCUGACUAUUCUCUUACAGGCAACUUUACUCAGAAGGAUGAUGUGUAUUAUUUUGGUAGAAUUCUACUUGUGCUUUUGGCAGGAUGGAUGUUGAAUACAGAAAAUACCAGGUACAAUGAAGGCCAUAUACUACGCUGCGUGAAGGCCGAAUAUGAACAUGAACGGUUGAUUGAAAUUGUAGAUCCGGAAUUGUUGGAAGAAAGUGUUGAUCAGCAGCAGUUUCUAACUUUUGCAAACCUUGCCCUGAGUUGCCUCUCCAACAAACGAGAAGAUAGACCAACAAUCACUGAUGUGGCUAAACAACUCAGGCGGAUUUAUGAUCAGUGUCUCUGAUCACCACCUUAGAUUAGCUAUGCUCAAGAAGUAAAUUUUGCUGCAAUGAAAGGAAGCCUCGCAGUUGCUGAACUACUACUUGCAGAAACAGGCAACGAAGAGGGUAUCUUUUCCAUUAAAAGGGUCCUUAAAUUCAGCAGAAUUGAAGUACCAGAUGCCUAAUCUAUUUUCUGGACCUGUGCAAGGGAAUGAGAGUGAUAUAUUGCCAUUGCAUAUGAUUUUCUGAGGAGAAGCUGAAAUAAUAUCGUGCUGCUGCAUACAUACAAAUGAAGUCAACUCUCUCUCUCUCUCUCUCUUUCUGAGUGGGACUGUAAUUCCUGUUAAUCUCUACUGGUUUGUCACAAAUUAUCGUGGUUGUAAUUGAGUACAGAGCUUUUGAUAAAGGAAAUGAGUGGAAAGAAAAGGUCUAUGCACAGGAAAAGCAAUGAAUUAGACAAGAACUUUACAUGGUACUUGGGAAGAAAUUAAAGAUGUAUAUAUAAACAUUUUCAUUGUACCAUUGA